ACAGCCGGGGUUCUUCGUCGUGAUGUCGUCCACCAACUUGUCAAUCUCACAAAUUCGUACACCUCGCAAUCUUCCAACUCCAGCGUCGGUCUCGUACUCGCGUCGAUUCAUACCGAUGACCUGACAUGGCUACUUGACUAUUGUACCGAAAGGCAAGCCGGCGGCUUACGCUGUUUUAGUGGCAGUAUUCCCUUCGUUUACACCACCGACCGAUCUCCCGAGCCCGGUCUUCUAGUUCCUCCUACCCGCCGUGGCCGAGAGGCACCCGCCUACCUCUCCUACAUCGUUGACUUUUACCACCAUCUCCCGGACUACUCUAUAUUCGUCCACGCAUUCCCCGAACAGUGGCAUAAUGACCUUUUCGGACCAUAUACCCAGGAUACGCUGAGGAACAUCCGGCUCGAAUCUAUUGAUGCCUAUGGAUAUGUCAACCUCCGGUGCCAGCACAAUCCAGGCUGCCCGAGUAGUGUGCACCCCCUCAGUCCAACCCAGGCCGAUAUUGAUAAUCACGAUAUCCGUGCGUACUUUUCAGAGGUGUACCAGCAAAUCUUUGAUACCACACCGGAUAAGGUACCGGGCGCCAUAGGCAAUGUGUGCUGUGGACAAUUCGCCGUGAGCCGAGAGAGGAUUCUUGCUCGGCCCAAGGAAGACUACCAACGAAUUUUGAACUGGGCAGCAACCACUAAACUAACCAAUGACUUUGGCGUUGGCUGGGUCCUAGAGAAGCUGUGGCACAUUCUUUUUGGGAUGGAUGCAGUUUAUUGCCCUCGCUUUGAGCAAUGCCGCUGUGACGUAUAUGGAUGGUGCGGGCCUCUGCCAUCAGGGGAAUCGCUGCAAGCGGUAAUCAAGAAUGAGCACCAAAAUGGCUCUCCAGCUUAA
Penicillium canariense is the source of this 879-nucleotide messenger RNA. Its product is annotated as DUF3431 domain-containing protein. NCBI's taxonomy places the organism in Eukaryota, Fungi, Ascomycota, Eurotiomycetes, Eurotiales, Aspergillaceae. The record is from RefSeq and is a predicted model, not a curated record. The annotation marks the transcript as partial. The transcript is spliced from 3 exons.